Messenger RNA from Branchiostoma belcheri (Belcher's lancelet), 2175 nucleotides. RefSeq names its product cryptochrome-1-like. Gene Ontology annotation, biological process: circadian regulation of gene expression; entrainment of circadian clock by photoperiod. The record is from RefSeq and is a predicted model, not a curated record. NCBI's taxonomy places the organism in Eukaryota, Metazoa, Chordata, Leptocardii, Amphioxiformes, Branchiostomatidae. The coding region runs from base 112 to 1635 and encodes 507 amino acids. Gene Ontology annotation, molecular function: DNA binding; FAD binding. The transcript has 10 exons. Gene Ontology annotation, cellular component: cytoplasm; nucleus.
CAUUUGAAGUGAUUUGCAUAUCAGACGACAGCUGGCAGAAGCGUUUGCGUGUUUGGACAACUACUCUGACUCCUUCGUUCUUUCACCGUAUUUAAGAAAGGCUGUGUUGUAAUGGCUACUAAAGUCCAACACAACACCAUCCAUUGGUUCCGCAAAGGCCUUCGCUUCCACGACAACCCGUCGCUUCUCCACGCGCUCCGCACAUCCCGCCAUGUUUACCCCGUGUACGUGGUGGACCAGGCCUGGAUGAGGGAGCACGAUAUCCGCUACGGCGCCAACUGGUGGCGAUUCGUCAUACAGUGUCUCCAAGAGCUGGACACGCGUCUCAGAAACUACGGCCUGCGACUGUUUGUCGUACGUGGGAAUACCGAAGACUUCUUCAGGGAACACUUCGGGAAGUGGCAGAUCACGCAGCUGACACACGACGUGGACACGGAGCCUCAUCACCGUGUCCGGGACGCGGCCGUGAGGAAGAUUGCGUCUGACAUGAGAGUGGAGGUUGUCAAUCAUGUGGCACAUACACUGUAUGACAUUGACAGGACUGUAGAGCGGAACGGAGGAACACCACCUCUAACAUACAGGAAGUUCCUAAAGGUCUAUAACGAAAUGGGCAAACCUCCCAAGGAAAAGGAAACAGCCACGGCAGAGCACUUUGCCAACUGUACCCUCCCCCCAGAAGCCCUGCAAGAUGACAAGUUUGAUAUGGUAACGCUAGAAGAGCUGGGAUUGAGGUGUGAAUAUCCUGCCAAGUUUGUUGGAGGCGAAACGGAGGGACUAAAAAGACUAGAGAAAAGUCUGCAGGACAAGACCUGGGUUCUGAAAUUUGAGAAACCAAAGACAUCGCCCAACUCCCUACUCCCCAGCACCACAGUCCUGAGUCCAUACAUAACUGUGGGCUGUCUGUCUGCACGGCUGUUCUACCAUGAACUAGACAAGAUCUACUCAAAGGCCAAGAACCACUCCCAGCCUCCAGUAUCCCUGCAUGGCCAGCUGAUCUGGAGGGAGUUUUUCUACACGGCGGGGGCACACACCCCUAACUUCAGCCAGAUGGCAGGCAACAGGGUCUGUCUGCAGAUCCCAUGGAACAAGAACAGUGAACAUCUCACCAGGUGGAGAAACGCCCAAACCGGGUUCCCUUGGAUCGAUGCUGUCAUGACCCAACUGACAAAGGAGGGGUGGAUCCACCACUUGGCACGGCACGCUGUGGCAUGCUUCCUGACCAGAGGGGACCUCUGGAUCUCCUGGGAGGAGGGCAUGAAGGUAUUUGAAGAGCUGCUUCUGGAUGCAGACUGGAGUCUGAAUGCAGGAAACUGGAUGUGGCUGUCCGCCAGUGCGUUCUUCCAUCAGUACUUCCGUGUCUACAGUCCCGUGGUCUUCGGCAAGAAGACUGACCCAAAGGGGACAUACAUCAGGCACUACCUCCCAGUGCUGAAGGACUUCCCUAAGGAGUACAUCUACGAGCCGUGGAAGGCCCCCCGCAAAGUCCAGGAGAAGGCAGGGUGCAUUGUGGGUAAGGACUACCCUCGCCCAAUGGUUGACCACAAGGAGUCCAGCCAGAGGAAUCUGGACAUCAUGCGGGAAGUUCGCAAGGAGCAGAAGGAGACUGUUUCAGUCACUCUAGGUUAUGGCAAGUAGAGACCAGUCUAAAUAUGUGCCAAGUGGACCAAACAGAAGACAAAAGCCUGAUUAUGAUGUAGUGACACUUACAGAAAGGUGUUUAAGUAAGUAACAUAUGUAAGUAUGUCAAGCGAAGAAAGAAAUAUACAUGUAUCAUUGCAUCAAGUGAUGCAUUGGUUUUUUUUUUGUUUUACUGGUAUGUUGCCAGCAGUUUGUCCAUUUGCUUUUUGAAAUAUAAUAAAAGUUUCAGGUUCAAGUUAAAAGUUCAAGUCUACUACGUACAGCUUGUUCCUUGUGUUCAGGUUCAAACUAUGGCCUGUUCUACUAACUGUGCUGUUAUGUUAUUUUGAGUUGAGUUUUUUUAUGUUCAGUUUCAGUAUUAGAAUCAGUAAGGUUAUUUAACAGUGUUUUUAAAGACUCACAAAUAGUGAUUUUACAGUCUACCUCAUUUAUGAUAAUGAUAAGGCUACUAAGACGCACAAACCACUUUAUUACAUUUUAGAUGAUAGGUCAUCUUUAUGGUAUGUUACUGUCUCUUACCAUUAUAGUUUAAAAUGA